Molecule: messenger RNA, 2786 nt
Organism: Sander lucioperca (pikeperch)
Lineage: Eukaryota; Metazoa; Chordata; Actinopteri; Perciformes; Percidae
Gene: rdh10a
Product: retinol dehydrogenase 10a
Exons: 6
Coding region: 332-1354 (340 amino acids)
Cellular component (GO): lipid droplet
Molecular function (GO): oxidoreductase activity, acting on the CH-OH group of donors, NAD or NADP as acceptor
Source: RefSeq, a predicted model, not a curated record
GAUGCGGAUGAGAAUGAGAUGAGUGGAGGAGCAACAGAGGAAGUAGGAGGCACAGUCCGUGGUAGCUGCUCAUAACUCACUGCAACUGUGCGUUGUAGUGACAACUGGACUCUGACUGAGCAGCAUCUGAACUCUUCUUUUCACUCACAAGUUGUGGUCCUUUUUCGCCACUUUUGUGUAUGAGCGUUGUUAGCGUUUUACUACCUGCACUAUGGUCCAAGUUUGUCGGUGUAACACUAGCCUACUUAUCUGCUGAACAGGUCUCAAGAGGGACACAUUCCCUGCGCUUCUUCCUCUGUUUAUUUACAUUUAUUUGAAAAACUCGGUCAACAUGAUGAUAAUUAUUGCGGAGUUCUUCGUGGUCAUUUUGAAGGUGCUCUGGGCUUUUGUAACGGCCGGGGCUAAAUGGGUUGUGCGGCCCAAGGAAAAGAGCGUGGCGGGACAGGUGUGCGUGAUCACCGGAGCUGGAAGCGGCCUCGGGCGGCUCUUCGCCAAGGAGUUCGCCCGGAGACGAGCCAUACUGGUGUUGUGGGACAUAAACAGCCAAAGCAAUGAGGAAACAGCGGAGAUGGUGCGGCAGAUAUACCAUGAAAUUGACACUCCCAUUACCAAAGACGGACCUGUUGGAGGGGUAGAGGAGGUCCCUCCUUUCCAGCCCCAGGUCUACACCUAUGCGUGUGAUGUGGGAAAGCGUGAGAGUGUGUAUUCUACAGCUGAGAAGAUGCGUCGAGAGGUGGGAAAUGUGGACAUACUGAUCAACAAUGCCGGCGUCGUCUCCGGUCAUCACCUUCUGGAGUGCCCCGAUGAGCUGAUCGAGCGCACCAUGGUGGUCAACUGCCAUGCACUCUUCUGGACCACCAAGGCGUUUCUCCCCAAGAUGUUGGAGCUGAAUCAUGGUCACAUUGUGACGGUUGCCAGCUCCCUGGGUUUAUUCAGCACAGCUGGAGUGGAGGAUUACUGCGCCAGUAAAUUCGGUGCCAUUGGGUUCCACGAGUCACUGAGCCAUGAGCUGAAGGCCUCAGAGAAGGAUGGCAUCAACAUGACUCUGGUGUGCCCUUACCUGGUCGAAACGGGAAUGUUCAAAGGCGUCAGGAUAAGGAAGGAGAUUGAGCCUUUCCUGCCUCCCCUGAAGCCAGAGUUCUGUGUGAAACAGGCCAUGAGGGCCAUUCUCACUGACCAGCCCAUGAUCUGUACACCUCGCAUUGUCUAUAUGGUCAACUUCAUGAAAAGCAUCCUGCCCUUCGAGGCCAUUGUGUGCAUGUACCGGUUCCUGGGCGCCGACAAGUGCAUGUACCCCUUCCUAGCUCAGAGAAAGGAGGCCAUGAACAACAAUGAUGCGAAGAAUGGGAUCUAGGGGGCGGUGUUUGUAACACGAACAGAGGCACAUAAACCUGCAAGCAUGAGGAAACAACCACUGAGGACGAAAAUGGGGAAGAUUGAAGAAAAGACUGAAUCUAGACUGGUGCACUUGCAUUAAGCAAAUGCAAAGGUUUACCAUAUUGUUCCUCUGGAACAAAGAAAGCUGUGUACUACACAAAGGAUUUAUUUGACUUUGUUUUGUCUUUUUUUUAAAGUUUGUUUAAAGAAACCAACAUCUAUAUACUGUGUCACUAGUUUUUGAAAUCAUACAGAAAAGCUAUCCUAUAAUUAACUAUUUACGUAAUGUAGUCACCAGCCUUAUCUAGUGUCAUUGUGGAAAUAUACAGUAUGUUACUGUACAAACAGUAACAUUUUGUUUUUCACUUUUAUUUUAUUUUUGUAGACAUGCACUGUAAUUUCAGAUUGUUCAGCUUUCUCUGUGUAGGAAGGUUCAAUGCAUUUCAAACUACCCAAGGUCUCCCCAUGCAGAGGCUCUUUUUUUUUCAGACAGUCAGGAAAUUGGUUUGCAGCUUAAUAAGGCUCUGAUUAUAGCUUGUGCCAUUUUAAACAAAGCUAGAUGAAUAUGUCAAAGUUUACCAUAUUCCAUUGUUGUUGUUAAAUACUUAGACAUGUAGCAUAUAUGUUGAUAAUGAAGUCUACACAUUCCAAAUGGGACAUUUAAAGGCCAGACUGUGGCCCAGGAGUUUCAGCCAGUGUAAUGGGACUCAACAUUGUCUCUUUAAUGGCCCUGUUAUUUCAGGUCUGUAUUGACGAACCUCUCAAAUGAAAAGCGGACGGGGGAGUCAUGUCCUGGGAUGAACUAGCAUGUGUGACACAUUCAGAAUGUACUGCUUUGGUAGAUUUUAAUUUGUCUUUUAUUUUCAAGAUCUGUGGUGUUUAUAUUGUAAAUUUAUCUGUUACCAAUAUUUAAAAAAAAAAAAACAAAAAGAAAAAAAAAAACAAUCCCGACAUAACUCCAGAACCGCUGUCCCAACACUGAUGUGUGGUUGAGGGAAAUGUAUUACACACUAGCUUUCCAUUAUUCUUUCCAAAGUAACAUUAACUCUCCUGUCCAUUGUUCACCUUGUCCAGUUAAAGUAAAAUGUAAAUGUUUAAAUGUUGUGAAUACCCCCAGUAUCCCAAAAUGACUGUCUCCACCAUAUUUGAUGUAUGAAUAUUUUAUAUACCUUUUUGGGACAACAAGAGUUUUUGAAUUACAACUACAUUCCAAUAGGCAUCAUCCCUUCAGUCCGUGAUGAGCCUAAAUUCUCUACCUCUUAAUUUUGCCUUUUUUUUUUUUGACAGUAUGACAUAAGCCUUUUUUGUUUUUAUUUUCUGAAGAGCGCUCCAUAGCAGAGCAAAUGUGGUUCCAAUGUUUAGUGUCUCUACCUAACUUAAAUUAAUAAAAGUGAUUUUAGAUUAUUAAA